AACACUGUAGGGGUCCGGAGAAGCUUUCAAGUUGUUUUCUUUGGGUUAGUCCCUGAAACCGUGACCAGUGACUUGUGGUGUAGAGCUCCCCAGGGCUUAAACAGUGGCUUCUCUUGCCCCCAAGGUCAGGACCGGGGCUGCUCAGAAGAAAGCCGGUCUCUCAGGGGCCCCAGGCCAUUCCCACGGCAGCUCGGAUGGUGGGUCAGGAGGCUGUGCCCUGCCCCCCUGGAACUCUGUCAAGGGGACCACCCAGCUGUAUGAAGGAAAAUAAUCUCACUGGUCCGUGCGGGGCAGCCUGAAGAUGGAUAAUUACACGUCAGCCCCCGACGAUGACUAUGACGUCCUCAUCGAGGAUGACAUGAAUAGCGGCGAAGUAGAACGGUGCGACCCCUACGACCCCAAGUUCCUGGCGGCCCGCGUGGUUCCACAGCUCUCCACCGCCGUGUUCCUGGCGGGUCUCCUGGGCAGUGUCUGGGUCGCGCUUAUCCUGGUGAAACAUAAAGGACUCAAGCACAGGGAAAAUAUCUACCUCCUAAACUUGACCAUUUCAAAUUUGUGUUUCUUGCUGGCCCUGCCGUUCUGGGCCUACACUGGGACGCAUGGGGGGGUUCUCGACAACCCCUUCUGUAGAAUUCUAGUGGUACUUUACUCCAUCGGCCUGUACAGUGAAGCGUUUUUCAACGUCCUCCUGACCGUGCAGAGGUACCUGGAGUUUUUCCCCGUGAGCUUGCCCUCCACCACCCGGACAGCACGCUGGGGCUUGGUCUCAAGUGUUCUGGCGUGGGUCCUAGCCGCUCUGGUCAUUUUGCCCGAAUCCGUGUUUUACAAAGCUCGGAUGGAAAGCCAGACAUCCAAGUGCUUCUUCGGACGACCUCACUUCUUGCCGGCGGAGGAGACAUCCUGGAAGCGUUAUCUGACCUUAAAAAUGAACAUUUUGGGACUUCUUUUUCCACUGUGCGUUUUUGUCUUUUGCUAUGGACGAGUGAGAAAAAUACGAAGGUCUGGGGAGAGGAGGUCUGGACGUUCCAAGCUUGUUUUUGCCAUAAUGGCUGUUUUCCUUCUGAUGUGGGGACCCUACAAUAUUGCCCUUUUCCUCUCCACUUUUAAAGACUUUUUCUCCCUGCAUGACUGCAAGAGCGACUACAACCUGGACAGGAGCGUUCAGAUCCUGAGAAUUGUCGCGGCCACCCACUGCUGCGUCAACCCCCUCCUGCAUGCGUUCCUCGACCCCACAUUCAGAAGAUACCUCUGCCACCCUUGCUCAGUGUGCAGUGGUCGUCCGCUUCAGUCCAGGGAGGAAUCUACACGAGAGGCAUCCAGAGAAGGACACGACCAUUCCAUUCCCCUCCGAGCUAGUAUAAACUAGCUUCUGUCUA
Molecule: messenger RNA, 1376 nt
Organism: Neogale vison (American mink)
Lineage: Eukaryota; Metazoa; Chordata; Mammalia; Carnivora; Mustelidae
Gene: CCRL2
Product: C-C motif chemokine receptor like 2
Exons: 2
Coding region: 302-1366 (354 amino acids)
Biological process (GO): immune response; G protein-coupled receptor signaling pathway; chemotaxis
Cellular component (GO): membrane; cytoplasm
Molecular function (GO): chemokine receptor activity
Source: RefSeq, a predicted model, not a curated record